Messenger RNA from Arachis ipaensis, 625 nucleotides. Lineage: Eukaryota; Viridiplantae; Streptophyta; Magnoliopsida; Fabales; Fabaceae. The record is from RefSeq and is a predicted model, not a curated record.
AUGGAUAGAAAAGGGAGAAUUUGUUCAGAGCUUUUGUCUUUCUUUUUAAUUAAUUUUAGUAGAUUUUUAGUGAGUUCUGUUCUCUUUGCAGGUGGCCACAUUUUGAAUUUUGAAACUCCAUGCCAUAUUCGCGACAUCACCAGAAACCCUAAGAAAUCAGACACCACCUUUGUCCUCGCUGCUCCUCGCUUCCACAUCUCCAGCCGCUCUGCAACUCCUCCGCCAAACAAUCCGCCGCGACGUAACUCGCUGCAUUUUUCUCUCCCUCACUGCUCCACUCUGCCACUGUCUCUGCCGCCAACAACUCUGCCAACAUCUACCAUGAGUUCUGUUCUCUUUGCAGGUGGCCACAUUUUGAAUUUUGAAACUCCAUGCCAUAUUCGCGACAUCACCAGAAACCCUAAGAAAUCAGACACCACCUUUGUCCUCGCUGCUCCUCGCUUCCACAUCUCCAGCCGCUCUGCAACUCCUCCGCCAAACAAUCCGCCGCGACGUAACUCGCUGCAUUUUUCUCUCCCUCACUGCUCCACUCUGCCACUGUCUCUGCCGCCAACAACUCUGCCAACAUCUACCAGUGGCCACAUUUUGAAUUUUGAAACUCCAUAAUGGCUAUUGAUACAAUUUU